Molecule: messenger RNA, 701 nt
Organism: Myxozyma melibiosi
Lineage: Eukaryota; Fungi; Ascomycota; Lipomycetes; Lipomycetales; Lipomycetaceae
Product: Acireductone dioxygenase ARD family
Exons: 2
Coding region: 45-572 (175 amino acids)
Molecular function (GO): acireductone dioxygenase [iron(II)-requiring] activity
Source: RefSeq, a predicted model, not a curated record
CUCUCGUUCUUUGCUGCUGUUUAGGAUUAGGAAGACAAGACAAGAUGCAUAUUUACUACUACGACAACGUUGAGGGCGACCAGCGCGACGACCACUACUCCGGCAAGGACCUGUCGGCGGCCGACAUCGCCAAGCUGGGUGUGUCUGCCUACUUCUUCUCUGGCGAGGAGGCGCUCUCGCAGGUUGACGCGCUCGCUAAGGAGCGCUCGUACAAGAACAAAGACGAGAUCUGCAUUUCUCCCGCCAGUUUCGGCGCGGACGUGUACGAAGAAAAGGUCAAGAUCUUCUACAAGGAGCAUCUGCACGAGGACGAGGAGAUCCGGUACAUUGUCGACGGCGAAGGGUUUUUUGACGUGCGCGAUCUCGAGGACCGGUGGGUGCGCAUGAAGCUCGUCAAGGGGGACUUGAUUAUCUUGCCGGCGGGGAUUUAUCACCGGUUCACGACGACGGCGACGGACUAUGUCAAGGCGAUGCGGUUGUUUAAGGAUGAGCCGAAGUGGACGCCGCUGCCGAGACCGUGCGAUGAGAAUCAGUACAGGGUGCAGUAUUUGCAGUCUGUGGCUGCGAACUGACCUUUUGAUCUCUUGAUCUCAAUGAAGAGGAUGGUUACUGAGUGCUGAAGGAGUUUUUUAUUUGUUUUGUGGGUUCUUGGUUGGUUGAGGAGGGGUAUAGUAAAAUAACAAAAGUAGGUCAGAACACAA